This is a messenger RNA of Dictyostelium discoideum AX4, 192 nucleotides long. RefSeq lists its product as hypothetical. The transcript has a single exon. The record is from RefSeq and is a predicted model, not a curated record. NCBI's taxonomy places the organism in Eukaryota, Evosea, Eumycetozoa, Dictyosteliales, Dictyosteliaceae. Bases 1 to 192 code for a protein of 63 amino acids.
AUGAUGAAAGCAUGGGUUAUUGAAUCAUAUGAAAAUGGAUUUUCAGGAUUAAAACAAAAAGAAAUUUCAAUUCUAGAAUUGGUUACCAAAAGAAAAUCAAGUUUUAUUAAAAAUAUCAUCAAUUUCAUUAAAUUACUCUAUAAUUCAAUAAUUUUAUUAGGAGAAUAUGAACCAAGAUAUAAAUUGGAUUAA